Messenger RNA from Pelobates fuscus (common spadefoot toad), 1684 nucleotides. RefSeq names its product purine nucleoside phosphorylase LACC1-like. Bases 106 to 1425 code for a protein of 439 amino acids. The record is from RefSeq and is a predicted model, not a curated record. Gene Ontology annotation, molecular function: copper ion binding. The transcript is spliced from 6 exons. Lineage: Eukaryota; Metazoa; Chordata; Amphibia; Anura; Pelobatidae.
AUUUAAAACCCCUGGGUUUUAAGGAAGUACAAGCGACUAUUACAUUCAGCUCACUGCGUGGACGACAGAAAAAUUGUAUCCACCAGAAUUCUGCUUAAGUGAGAGAUGAGUGACGAAGAAGCAGUGCUGAUUGAUCUAUAUGAUUCAGGACGUGAAUCGUGCAACCAAAAAAACCAUGAAGCUCUAACUCAUGCAUUGAACAUUGCUGAACAAUGUUUCAAAACGGAUAUUCCUUUUACAUAUUUAAUGUUCUACCAAGAUUCAACAUGUAUGAAAAGGACACCAGACAUACCAACCCAGAGUUUGGAGGUUCUGAAAAGUGGAUUUAAAAUAGUAAGAAAUUCAAAUAUAGCUUCCAUUCUUUAUUCCAUCAAACAAGAUAUCGAUGCCUUGAAUAAAAGUAAAAUUGUCAUUAUUAUACCAGAGCAUAGACAACUGCAAAUGAGACUAUUUCUAAAUCUUCUCUUUACCGACGUCUACAAAUUCAGAGUUGAGUUGUUUUCGGUUCCUUAUGAAGAAGAAGGCCAUCAUACAAAUGUGUUGGCUAAAACUCAAGUAGAGGAGGGUAUUGUUCAGGAGCAUUCUAAAGAAUUUAUAAGAAAACUCAUCAAGACACAUUUGGAAAAUUUACCAGCUCUUAAAGGGGACCUUGUUAUCCUUAAAUCAUAUCUUAUUCCAGAGAAUAUCUUUCUGCACGGAUUUACUACAAGAUCUGGAGGAAUAUCAUAUAUUCCUACUCUUAGUUCUUUGAAUCUCUUCAGCAGUUGCAGGAGACGAGAUCCACAAGUGGUUGUUGCUGAAAACUUCCGUCGUUUAGGCAAGGCUGCCGGAUUUGAUCCAAAGUCUUAUUUUUCUAUAAAGGUUGAUCAUGCCAAUGAUGUUUGGAUCAUGGGAAAGAAAGAACCUAAAAGCUAUGAUGGGAUAGUAACCAAUCAGAAAGGUGUCACAAUAGCAGCUCCUGGUGCAGACUGUAUACCUAUUCUCUUCUGUGAUCCGGUAAUGAAAGUGUGUGGAGCAGCUCAUUCAGGUUGGAAAGGCACUUUGAUGGGUGUCGCAAUGGCCACAGUAAACGCUAUGGUGUCUGAAUACGGAUGCAGUAUGAAAGACAUACAGGUGGUUCUCGGGCCUUCGGUGGGACCGUGCUGCUUUACUCUACCCCAGCAAGAUGCCAAAGCAUUUCACGAUAUCCACCCACAGUGUGUUAGGCAGAUUGACUCACCCGGCCCUUGUGUUGAUAUACGAAGAGCAACAAGGAUUCUUCUAGAACGUGGGGGCAUUCUGCCAAGUAAUAUCCAGGAUGACUCAGUUGCUGACAAUAGCCAGAAUCUCACUCUAUGCACCUCCUGCCAUCCUGACAAGUUUUUUUCCCAUGUUCGAGAUGGCCCUAACUUUGGGACGCAAAUUGGCUUCAUAUCAAUUCGAUAAUAAUCACGCCAGCGGAAUGGAGCCCUUAAGUCUGCAAUUACUGGAAAUGAUGAGGGUGUGGGAACAAUUUGUACCACUGCUGAUUUCUAGCGUCUCGUUAGCCUAGUUACUUCAAAUAUGAAAUAGAAAUAAAAAAACAUUAAAACUUCCUUCACUAUAACAAGCAUACACAUUAUUGGUUCAAAUAGAUUAGCAUUGCAAUGCAAACUAAAAUACAACAAUCCCAUUUUAUCUCUCAUAUCCUUUUUUUCACAUGGUG